This is a messenger RNA of Mytilinidion resinicola, 3120 nucleotides long. RefSeq lists its product as uncharacterized. Lineage: Eukaryota; Fungi; Ascomycota; Dothideomycetes; Mytilinidiales; Mytilinidiaceae. The record is from RefSeq and is a predicted model, not a curated record. The transcript has 3 exons. The coding region runs from base 1 to 3120 and encodes 1039 amino acids.
AUGGUGAACGGAAAGAGGUGGGCUCUCAGCAGCCUCCUAGCGAUCUCUGCAUCGAUUGGCCCAGCCAGCGCCAGCAAGCAAUUCUCCAGCGCCGCCACUACUGCGGCCCCGGAGGCCUACACUCAGAGGUACUACGGCGCCGCAGGCAUGCCGGCUGCCCAGCAGGCGUGGGGUGUCACAUCAGCCCCAAGCUACGAGAAGCAUGGCCAGUCUACCUGUUCCGAAGCCAGGACGCCCACUACCCAUUACCAGGAGCGUAGGAACGGGUGUUCGCAUGGAGGACCUGUGAACGAAACCUCACAUGGAAAACUUGGGAACUGCUGCUCGCAUGAAGGACAUUUAAACGUAACUUCGCAUGGAAAUCAUGGGAACGUAACUUCGCAUAGAGGACAUAAGAGCUGGUGCUCGCAUGAAGGACAUAGCAACGUAUCUUGGCAUGGAGGACAUGGGAACGGAUCUUCGCAUAGAGGACAUGGAGGACCAUGUUGUGGAGGACCAAGUUGCCGCUCAGGCUGUGGUCCUGGGGGGCACGGCCCUGGCGGUCCUGGAGGUCCUGGCGGUGAAGGCCCUGGGGGCGAUGGUCCUGGGGGUGGUAAUCCUCCCGUCACAACCAUCAACUCCGCCACAACCUCCACUACCGUCACUACCUCGUCUUCGCCCAAUUACGCAUUUCCUGUUCCGCUGGGAGACAACACCAACAUCAGCUGCCCUAAGGAUAACGCCACGUGCUACCAGACAGGUAGUGGUCAGAGAUACGUUAUUCUCUGCAACGUUGACAUAUAUGGCCACGACUUCGAAUUAGCCAAUUAUCAAACCUUCAACGAGUGUCUCCAAGAUAACGAUACCGAAAGCGAGGAUUGUAAGGCUGUUACGUUCGUCCCAGGUGCCACUAAGAUGGGUACUUGCCAUAGCAAGGAAAUGGUUCAAGGAAAGGCCAGUGGACCAGAUCACUGGAGUGCCGUGCAAGUGGACAGGUGCCCGGCUCUGGACACCUACCCCUCGAGUGCAACGGUCCAUCCCGCAGGUCGCUUUUAUUCCACCUCUCCUGCCGGAGCCUCGACCUCUUCGACCACCUCAAACGUUUUUUCUUCCACCUCUCCUGCCAGAGCCUCGACCCCCUCUUCGACCACCUUAGAGACCACCUUAGACCGCUCUUCUUCCACCUCUCCUGCGGGAGGCUUAACCCCCUCUUCGACCACCUCAGACCGCUCUUCUUCUACUCCUUCGCCCGGAGCCUUAACCUCCUCUUCACCCACUACUUUGUUUACCUCUUUAGUCAGAGGUUCGACUGCCUCUUCGCCCCACGGUCCAGGCGGUGCAUGGGGCACUUCGACUGCCUCUUCGCCCUACGUUUCAGGCGGUGCGUGGGGCACCACCGUAGCCACAGGCCCCUCCGGCUACACCCAUGAUACCGGCGGCUACUAUACCAAAGAUGUUCACAAGCCACGGGUCAGUGGAAACACAGACUGGAGUGCCGGGCAAGUGGACAAGUUCCCGCCCCCGCACAAUUAUAACUCCGGUAUAGACAAGCACGGCGCCGCCCAAAAAUUUGCCGCCAGGUCGCUCCCGCCCUACACUCCCUGGACAGCUACCACCACAACAGCAUGGGAUGGCGAGUCAGUUCGGCAAAAGUAUACAAGCUCCCCCACCGUUUCCAAGACCGAGGCACCGGAACCAGGAGAGACUCUGACCAAACACUGGUUUUGUGAGGACAGUGACUCGUGGGCCGGCUCCGGCAACGACGGAUGCUGGGAAUCGGACGAUGGCGAGAUCUACGUCAUCUCCUGCGGCAUUGGUUUCCCCGCUAGUGACAUCGUUGAUGGGACAUAUGACAACAUCUCCCGGGACCAAUGUUUUACGAAGUGCGACGAAGAUAGGGAAUGUAAAUUGUUUACGUUCGUUCCAGGAAAGCAAGCCAAAGACCAGAAAUCCGGGCCUAAUGGCACCUGCUACACCAAGUGGAAACAAAACCCGCCAACCCAAGACACUGCUGUCUGGAGCGGUGCGAAGGUCAAUAAAUGUUCUCUAUCCGACAACACCUAUGAACUGGGUGAAAAAAAAUACCAGGGCUCGGCGGACGGUGCUGUCUUGCUACCACUUUGGUACAAUAUCUGCAAUCCAAGGAAAUCAGACUUUAGCAUCGGGAAGGGCGGAUGUUAUCAGACGGAUGAUGGCAAAUUCUACAACGUCUCCUGUGGCUUUGAGUUGAGUAGCAGUGAACACCUUACCUCAUUCGACUUCCAAACGAGUGGCGAAUGUGUACAAGACUGUGUUCUCGACGCCAACUGUAUGGGCUUCACGUACCACCCAGGCAAUGGGGAUGAGGGCAAUUGCAUUUUAAAGGGCAUGAAGGAUAGUCUCUCACCGCCGAUUGAAAACCCCAAUGUCUGGAGUGGCGUGUCCGUCGAAAAUUGUUCUGUUAACCACUCUCCCCUCCUCCCUAAUCCUGACAUCGCCAAAUCAGCCGUUUCGGGCGCCACCUCGUUGUCUUCGUCAGCACCAACCAGGACUAAACUCUUUCGGCGUGGUGCCUCAUCGACGAGUUCGUCUACCAUUAAAGUGGCUGCCGAACCUAGAGUGUCAGCCACCUCAUUGAAAACGCACAAGACCCCACUAACCUGCCCCGAGGCCAACGGAAAAUGCUACAAGAGCGAGGAAAGCCACCUCUACACCGUCCUCUGCGGCCGCGACUUCGUGUCCACCUACGAAAAAGACAAGAAGUCGUCUGAAGUAAAAAGCAUGAACGAGUGUAUCUCCGAAUGCGACCAAAAGCUCAAAAACCUAGACGAAGUCUGCGGCGCCUUGACCUUCACCUUCAACGUCAGCGCACCCGAGACCGGCGCCAGUUGCUUGACCAAGAACAGGGACGUUAGUAGAAAAGAACCCGAGUACGAGCUGCCUCCCAUAGCCGACUCCCCUAGGAGUGCAGUCGCCAUCAGGGUGAAGGAUUGCCCGCUCAUAUCCGACGUGGAAAAGGGCAACUGGGGGAUCUCUGGUAAGGACGGCGUCAUCUUUGUAGACCCGUUUUUCCCCCACUUGAACUUCUCUGAUGUGCGGAACACGACUAGCAAGUGCUGGAAGAGAGUGGGGGAUUCGCAUGUCUCGGUCCAGGUAUGCUAG